This is a messenger RNA of Pipra filicauda (Wire-tailed manakin), 1943 nucleotides long. RefSeq names its product protein phosphatase 2 regulatory subunit B''gamma (gene PPP2R3C). Gene Ontology annotation, cellular component: spindle; centrosome. Lineage: Eukaryota; Metazoa; Chordata; Aves; Passeriformes; Pipridae. The record is from RefSeq and is a predicted model, not a curated record. The coding region runs from base 1 to 1692 and encodes 563 amino acids. Gene Ontology annotation, biological process: microtubule cytoskeleton organization; regulation of dephosphorylation; B cell homeostasis. The transcript is spliced from 14 exons.
AUGACCUGCUCUGUUCUUUCCUGUCGUAUUUACAUUUGCAUGACAGCAAACACGAAGCUCAAGGUACCUCAACGAUUUCAAGUGAGGAAUCCCACCCCCGAUCCCUCGGGCAGCCCCAGCACGCAAUUCCCACAUUGCUUCCCUCGUAAUUUUCAAAUUGUGGCAAACUUCCGUUUCACUGGUUUCCUCAAUCCCAAAUCCUUGGUACCGCCGCUGCCAAAGGGGCAGACCACCGCCACGGGCGGUAGCUACACUGCAAUCCCUGGGCACGAAGCUCCGAGGGGUAGCGGCGCGUCGGUGCGCACGCGCGCGGAGGCGGCCGGGCGGUCGCGCGGGGCCAUGGAGUGGGAGCGGAGGCUGCGGGGCCGCCUGGCCGCGCGCCGCGCGCCCAAAAAGAGUGAACAAGAACUAAAAGAUGAAGAAAUGGAAUUGUUCACAAAGUAUUACAUGGAAUGGAAAGGAGGAAAAACAAGUGGCAAUACAUCAUAUACAAACAUCCCACGAUUUUACUACAGGCUGCCAGCUGAAGAUGAAGUCUUGCUUCAGAAAUUAAGAGAAGAAUCUAGGGCUGUCUUUCUGCAAAGGAAGAGUAGAGAGCUGUUGGAUAAUGAAGAGCUGCAGAACCUAUGGUUUCUACUGGACAAACAUCAGACAUCACCAAUGAUUGGGGAAGAAGCAAUGAUCAAUUAUGAGAACUUCCUGAAAGUUGGUGAAAAAGCUGGACCAAAAUGCAAGCAGUUUUUCACAGCGAAGAUCUUUGCUAAAUUACUUCAUAAUGAUCCUUAUGGGAGGAUAUCUAUCAUGCAGUUUUUCAAUUAUGUCAUGCGAAAAGUAUGGCUUCAUCAGACAAGAAUAGGUCUCAGUUUAUAUGAUGUGGCAGGACAAGGCUACCUCAGAGAAUCAGAUUUAGAAAACUAUAUUUUGGAGCUAAUCCCUACUUUGCCACAACUGGAUGGCUUAGAAAAAUCUUUUUACUCCUUCUAUGUCUGCACAGCGGUUAGAAAGUUCUUCUUCUUUCUGGAUCCUCUCAGAACAGGGAAGAUAAAGAUACAGGAUAUUUUAGCUUGCAGCUUCCUGGAUGAUUUACUGGAGUUAAGGGAUGAAGAACUCUCUAAAGAAAGUCAGGAAACAAACUGGUUUUCUGCUCCUUCUGCAUUAAGAGUUUAUGGUCAGUACUUAAACCUUGAUAAAGAUCACAAUGGCAUGCUCAGCAAAGAAGAACUGUCCCGAUAUGGAACAGGGACUCUGACCAACAUAUUUUUGGAUCGUGUCUUUCAGGAAUGCUUAACUUAUGAUGGUGAAAUGGACUAUAAAACCUACCUGGACUUUGUGCUUGCAUUAGAAAACAGAAAGGAGCCUGCAGCUCUGCAAUAUGUUUUCAAACUGCUUGAUAUAGAGAACAAAGGACACCUGAAUGUCUUUUCCCUUAACUAUUUCUUUAGGGCUAUUCAGGAACAAAUGAAAAUUCAUGGACAAGAACCAGUUUCUUUUCAGGAUGUCAAGGAUGAAAUCUUUGAUAUGGUGAAGCCUAAGGACCCUUACAAAAUCUCCCUUCAAGACUUGAUCAAUAGCAGUCAAGGAGACACUGUUACCAGCAUUCUAAUUGACCUGAAUGGGUUCUGGACAUACGAGAACAGAGAGGUCCUUGUGGCAAGUGAUAAUGACAACACUGCUGAUGUUGAUGAUGCGUGACUUCGAACUGGAGCAGACUGUAUCCAUAGAGAUAUCUUAAUCUAAUGCCCCAACUGUUGGGAGCUGGAAACAUUCAUUACUUGAAUCAAUUCCUCUUCCAUUUCACUUCCCUCCCCUUCCCACCUUGCCCCCACGUAUGAUGUAAAAUGCGGUACGCGCAGGAAUCACAGAAAUAAUUUCUGAAACCAGAAAAAGCAAGUGUUAAGAGGCAAAAAUUAUCUUUUUUUUUAAAUAAAUAUUUUUUGACUUUU